AUGGCGACCGUCAAUCGAAAUAUGUUCGGGGCGAGUAUCACUGAACCGCCUGGCGGUGCUCAGUUGAUGGUUCUGCCGUUGAACCUCAUCGCCGAGAUCGUGUCACAUGUGACCGACACAGCUGAUCUGGCCCGACUAUGUCGAACCUGUCGGGUUCUCAAUUAUAUGGCGCUGCCACAGCUAUAUCGCAGCCUGACCCUGACCUCCUACGACAAGAUCCGUUAUCGCGAUGAACAACCAGAAGGAAUCGGGGGCGGCAGUCCUUUCACGAUAGGCUUAAACGCCGUUAUCACACGAUCCUAUGCGACGCUGGUACGGUCCAUGACACUGCGGGGAGAGUGGAAGGAACAUGAGCUGGAAGAGCAUGCCCGAGUUGGCAGAGUGCCGGACGCGACCAUGUUAUUGAAUAUCGCUGCCCGCGCCGCAAUAGAUCGCAUGACCAACUUAGAAAGCUUCCACUGGGAAUUAAGCACCAAAAUGCUCGACACGGUAUUUGUGGGCCUAGUACAGCUGCCGAAGCUCACAUCCUUGACUAUCCGGUUCCCAUCCAGUCGUCACCCUCAGCCCACUUUCGUGAUCCCGGGCAUGCCACAUCUGCGAUGUUUGAAAAUCACCGAUAUCGACCCUCUAUGCUACCCCGAUGACAUUGCGACUCUCCUUUGGAAGAGUAGGAAGUUGCGCGAGUUGAGUUUACAUUGGUCGCCACGGAUGCGGGAUGCGCAGGAGCCCAGUGUCUCUCUACACGAAUAUUUCCGAAAGCUCAUCUCAAGCAAACAGCCCCUGACGGUCAAAAAGAUGUCAUUCCAAAAUCUCUACGCAUUCCACACCGAAGACUUCAAUUUGUCUUUUGAUCCGACGACUGUGGAAGAUGUCACGUUUCUCACUGGUGUGGAGGGCUCCAAUCUGGUCAACACAUUCGUCGAGAGCAGUUGGCCGACCGUCCCACCACAUGCUAAGCUCCGCAUCAAAUCUGUGCGGAUGGAUGCAUUAUCCAAACGGAACUCGGAGUUUAUUGGGAAUUUCAAUGGGCUCGAGCGACUAUACUUCGUCAAUGUCACCGCCGACUCGAGCGAUUCUAUCAAUUCCCCAAGAUCCGGUGGAGGCUCGGCAUCAACAGCGCUUACACCACCAGUUUCUGAACACCAAAUGGCCGGCGCGCCCAUUACAACGGCGGUCAAUUCCCCCAUUACUUCCGCUUCACCAGCUAGCCAGCUCAUUGCUACUACUAGCUUACGAGAUGUCUACCUUUCACACAUUACUACAAAUCACGGUGCGACAUUGCGCCAUCUCCUUCUCCCCUCGAAAUGGCCUCUCUCUUCCGGGAUGGUCGCACGUCUCGUCCAUAGCUGCCCGAAUUUGGAACAGGUCGCCCUCGCCACGGAAUUUUCCUGUUUAGAAUCACUAGGCCUACUAAUACCCUUCCUCCGGAAGUUGAAAGCGCUCCGGCUUCUCAUCCCCCCAUCCUCCGGGCAGUCUCACGCCGGUGCAGCGAGCGCUGCAUUGAAGACGCUCAUUUCUACACAAGGGAAGGUAUCAUUCGAUUACAGCAAAACGGUGGAAGACACUUUUGCGAAUGCCAAGACCCUCGCAGAAGUAGUGGAUAUGAAUGACUCGAUCCUGGCAGAAAUGUUGAGUUACAGUCUUGCCAAUCAACAAGUUUACUCGAACGUGAAAAUCGUCGGCAUGGGCUGGAAAGCCUGGGAACUCAAAGAGUUCUACAAAAGCCCCAUCCCACUACGAACCGAUGCAGAGUCUCCAUCAUUCACAAAUGGCGACUAUGGACCCACGACUCCUGUUCCUGCACAAUCUACCAAUGGCAUCGGUUUAAGCGCAUCAGACCAACAUGCCGUCUCUUAUAAAUCACCCGAUAUCAACGUCCCUUGGUCACAUCAAUCCCCCGAUACAAGGCCCAUGGUGCCGCCAUCAACGCUAGGGAAACGAUCACGCGAUCCAGAUGAUAGUGAAACCCCCAGACGAACAAUCAAAUUUAUGGACAAUUUCAGCAGAAGCGAAGACAGCGAAGAGGAUGCGCAUUUCAUCCCCAAUUGCUACCAGCAUACUCUAGCCAACGACGGUCUUGUGUGGCGACGGCGUGUGCGGCGUGUUGGAUGGGAAGCAUUGCAGCAUUGGGAGGUGUGGGGAUUGGAUGCACAGGAGAUCUAG
Molecule: messenger RNA, 2163 nt
Organism: Penicillium paradoxum
Lineage: Eukaryota; Fungi; Ascomycota; Eurotiomycetes; Eurotiales; Aspergillaceae
Exons: 2
Coding region: 1-2163 (720 amino acids)
Molecular function (GO): protein binding
Source: RefSeq, a predicted model, not a curated record